CGUGGUCCCGCGCCGGACCUGCGGGCUGGGCGCCCCGUCGUAGGGUGACCCCCCACUUAGUGCCCCGGCUACAUCGCUUCUCUUGGGCGAGGUCGGCUCCUCCCGGGGCCUGCGAAGGACUCGCCAGAUCCCACCUGACAAAAUGACUUCCUGUUCGUUAACUCCUGUGGUGGCCUGAGCAGGUGUCUUAUGGACCCAUUGUACAGAUGUGGAAGCGGAGGCUCAGAGGAGUGAAGGAUCUCGCCGGAGGGUCCCACCACUUAAAACUGGACCCCAAUGCAGACACCGAGUGGAAUGACAUCUUACGCAAAAAGGGCAUCUUGCCUUCUAAGGAGAGUUCGAAAGAAUUGGAAAAGGAAGCAGAAGAGGACGAGCAGCGAGCCCUUCAGCAUUCAGUUGUGAAAACGUAUGAAGAUAUGACAUUGGAAGAGCUGGAGGAUAAUGAAGAUGAGUUUAACGAGGAGGACGAACGUGCUAUUGAAAUAUACAGGCAGCAAAGACUGGCUGAGUGGAAAGCAACUAAACUGAAGAAUAAAUUUGGAGAAGUUUUGGAGAUCUCUGGAAAGGAUUAUGUUCAAGAAGUUACUAAAGCUGGUGAGGGCUUGUGGGUAGUCUUGCACCUUUACAAGCAAGGGAUCCCCCUCUGUGCCCUGAUAAACCAACACUUCAGUGGACUUGCAAGGAAGUUUCCUGAUGUUAAAUUUAUCAAAGCCAUUUCAACAACCUGUAUACCCAAUUAUCCUGAUAAGAACCUGCCCACAAUAUUUGUUUACCUUGAAGGAGACAUCAAAGCUCAGUUUAUUGGUCCUUUAGUGUUUGGUGGCAUGAACCUGACAAGAGACGAAUUGGAGUGGCAGUUAUCUGAAUCUGGAGCAAUCAAGACGGACCUGGAGGAGAAUCCCAGGAAACGAGUAGAAGACGCGUUACUGUCGUCGGUGCGGAGCUCGGUCCCCACAAGGAGAGGCAGUGAUUCCGAGGAUGACUGAGGCGCCAGCAUGAUAACCUGCCGGAUGUUCUCGGUGUGACACGUUACCUGGAUUUUUUAAAAAGGAAAAUGCAGAACUUAAUCCUUUAGUUUUUAGCCUUUUAUAUAAAAUUAUGUUGAAAAUCUUAUACAUCUCAGAAAUAAUCAUUGCUGGGAAUCUUUUUAAAUUUCAUUGCAGCUCUCUUUUUAAAUUAAUGACAUUUCCUUAAUAAAAAUAAAAACGAGAUACUGGUAUGGUGAA
Molecule: messenger RNA, 1226 nt
Organism: Loxodonta africana (African savanna elephant)
Lineage: Eukaryota; Metazoa; Chordata; Mammalia; Proboscidea; Elephantidae
Gene: PDCL3
Product: phosducin like 3
Exons: 6
Coding region: 207-986 (259 amino acids)
Biological process (GO): positive regulation of gene expression; angiogenesis; protein folding
Cellular component (GO): cytoplasm
Molecular function (GO): protein folding chaperone; vascular endothelial growth factor receptor 2 binding
Source: RefSeq, a predicted model, not a curated record